Messenger RNA from Ostrea edulis (European flat oyster), 799 nucleotides. Its product is annotated as hematopoietic prostaglandin D synthase-like. The record is from RefSeq and is a predicted model, not a curated record. Gene Ontology annotation, biological process: glutathione metabolic process. The coding region runs from base 109 to 720 and encodes 203 amino acids. Gene Ontology annotation, molecular function: glutathione transferase activity. Lineage: Eukaryota; Metazoa; Mollusca; Bivalvia; Ostreida; Ostreidae. The transcript is spliced from 5 exons.
CCCCCCUGUGGGUCAGUUUAAUCUAUAAAAGUUCAAACAAACAAUUUGGGCCUCACAUUAAGAAGGACGAGCAGUCUAUUCACAUAUGCAAUUGCUUGGAAAUUCAACAUGACGAAAUAUACAUUGCACUACUUCAAUUUGAAAGGACGUGGGGAAAUUGUGCGCUUGAUGCUCGUGGCUGCUGGUGUGGAUUUUGAAGACCACCGAGUUGAACGGGAGGAAUGGCCAAAACUAAAACCAACAAUGCCCGCUGGUCAGAUGCCAGUGUUAGAAGUAGACGGUAAAAAGUACUGCCAAAGUCUUGCAAUCGCCCGAUAUGUUGCGAGGGAAUAUGGUAUGGCUGGAGCUAGUAGCACUGAACAACUUCUGAUUGACCAGGUUGUAGACACUGUCAACGAUCUUCUCACGGACAUGGUCAAGCCGAUAUUUGAACAAGACGCAACAAGAAAGGCUGAAAUGAUGAAAAAACUAAACGAAGAAACCGUCCCGCGUGUGAUGGGAAUCCUGUUGAACUUUUUGGAGGGCAAUGGCGGACAGUAUUUUGUAGGAACAAAGUUAAGCUUAGCAGACGUAUAUUUCAUGGACGUGGUAUCUCGAAUUUUGGAUCAGGAUUCAAAAAUAUUGGAUAAGUUCCCAAAAUUGGCAGCUAACUUAAAAAGCACACAGUCCCUUCCCAAGAUCGCAGAUUACCUAGCCAAACGACCCAAAACAGAGAUUUAGGAAUCAACAUGGCAGCAUCAUUUUGUUGAAACUUAUAAUUGCAUAUUCAUGAAACUGAAUAAAACUCAUACAAUGCAAA